AUGGGGAAUGGCAUGACCAAGGUACUCCCUGGACUCUACCUCGGAAACUUCAUUGAUGCCAAAGACCCAGACCAGUUGGGCCGGAAUAAGAUCACACACAUCAUUUCCAUCCAUGAGUCACCCCAGCCUCUUCUGCAGGAUAUCACUUAUCUUCGCAUCCCAGUGGCUGAUACCCCCGAGGUACCAAUCAAAAAGCACUUCAAAGAGUGCAUCAAUUUCAUCCACUGUUGCCGCCUCAACGGGGGGAGCUGCCUGGUGCACUGCUUUGCAGGUAUCUCUCGCAGCACCACCAUUGUGACCGCGUAUGUGAUGACCGUGACCGGGCUAGGCUGGCGAGAAGUGCUGGAAGCUAUCAAGGCCACUAGGCCCAUCGCCAACCCUAACCCAGGCUUUAGGCAACAGCUGGAAGAGUUUGGCUGGGGGAGUUCCCGGAAGCUUCGCAGGCAGCUGGAGGAGCGCUUCGGUGAGAGUCCGUUCCGCGACGACGAGGAGGUGCGCGCGCUGCUGCCGCUGUGCAAGCGCUGCCGCCAGGGCUCGGCGACCUCGGCCGCCUCCGCCCCGCCGCCCGCGUCCGCCUCCGAGGGCACCCUGCAGCGCCUGGUCCCGCGCACGCCCCGGGAAGGCCACCGGCCGCUGCCGCUGCUGGCGCGCGUCAAACAGACUUUCUCUUGCCUCCCGCGGUGCCUGGCCCGCAAGGGGGGCAAAUGA
Ochotona curzoniae (black-lipped pika) is the source of this 708-nucleotide messenger RNA. RefSeq names its product dual specificity phosphatase 15 (gene DUSP15). Gene Ontology annotation, cellular component: cytosol. Gene Ontology annotation, molecular function: protein tyrosine/serine/threonine phosphatase activity. Bases 1 to 708 code for a protein of 235 amino acids. Gene Ontology annotation, biological process: transforming growth factor beta receptor signaling pathway; regulation of cell population proliferation; protein dephosphorylation. The record is from RefSeq and is a predicted model, not a curated record. The transcript is spliced from 7 exons. Lineage: Eukaryota; Metazoa; Chordata; Mammalia; Lagomorpha; Ochotonidae.